CAGUACAUUUAAAUGCACAGAGAAAUGUUCCACAGACCCUUCUGAAGGAACAUGCAGAACCUCUGGAAGCAGUUGCCUGUUAUCCUAAACAGCCACUCAUAGCUAUGGGCAGCCACAGUGGAACCAUUAAGAUUUGGGAUUAUGAGCAUAAAGAGGCAAUCUGCAGGGUCUUCCAGCCCCACAAACAGAUCCAGUGUAUUACCUACGAUCCACAAGGACGCUGGUAAAGCUGUGAUGUUGCUCUGUCUGUGUUCCGGUGUACUUGGAAGUACUAAGGCAGGCACCACUCACAUUAUAAACCCAUUCAGGACGUGCUGUUUGGAAUGGGUUUAGACAACAGUCAGCCUCGCCUCAUCUCUCUAGGCAUGGAUCACUGCUGAGUCCCUGUGUUCCUGUAUAAUCUUGCUGCCUUGGUUGGCAUUCAGAUUCUUCCUUUGGAUGGAAACCCUCACAAGUCCUUUGCAGUGAUCUGCCCCUCAACAGGCAUGUCAACUCUGGCUUGCUCAUAUGAUGGUAGAUAUGCUUUUUCUGCUGGAGGACAGGACUGCACUGUCUUUUCAUGGGAGCUCAGUUUGUCGAAAUGGAGGAAUAUUUUUACUACUGUCAGCUACAGAAUCAGGACCUUGACACCAUGGAAACCCGGCUUACGCAUCCCUCUAGCUGAUGUGCCCUUCUUGAUGAGAGCGCUUGGCUUCUAUCCCACAGAGCAAGAGCUAGAAGACAUUGAAAAUGAGAUGAAGUUCAGCUGUAUGCUGAAACCAGAAAUUGUGACGGACAUCGAUUUGGAGGGGUUAAUUAAUCUGUAUGUCAACCACAGAACUGCCUCCAGCAUUUCCAGACAAGAGCUUUCCAAUGCCUUCCAGGUGCUUGGAAAGCCAGACAAGGGGGGCAGAUAUACUAUUGGCAGGGAUGAACUGCUGGAGUUACCUCAUGCUAGAGAAUCUCUACUAGAAAGUGCGCUACCCCCAGAAAUCGGCUUGGAGACAUUAGCCAGAUAUCUUUCUGCAGCCACCCUGGAACUGCCUCAAGAACACGGGCACGGUCUAUAACACCUGAACCUUUCUGAAACUAAGAAUGUAUCCAAUUGAAUAAAUGUUUGAUUUAUAGCCUGUCUAACAGAACAGUGUUUUUUGCGGUUACUAAGCUGUUGCAUCGGUGCAUUUUCAUAUGUGAGAGUUUAAUACUUUUCUGAAACGCAGAUAUCAAAUCGCCAGGAAAUAAACGUCGUUGUUGUUUGACAAACUACUGUCGAUAGUCAGUCGGUUUGUUUCCAGAUACAAGUGUAAAACGUGUGUGGAUGUCGUCGUCAUCGUUUCGA
This is a messenger RNA of Carassius auratus (goldfish), 1318 nucleotides long. RefSeq names its product cilia- and flagella-associated protein 251-like. Lineage: Eukaryota; Metazoa; Chordata; Actinopteri; Cypriniformes; Cyprinidae. The coding region runs from base 486 to 1049 and encodes 187 amino acids. The record is from RefSeq and is a predicted model, not a curated record. The transcript is spliced from 6 exons.